This is a messenger RNA of Drosophila rhopaloa, 2924 nucleotides long. It is a transcript of the gene Son, whose product is annotated as protein Son. Gene Ontology annotation, biological process: regulation of cell cycle; regulation of mRNA splicing, via spliceosome. Gene Ontology annotation, molecular function: RNA binding. The coding region runs from base 296 to 2839 and encodes 847 amino acids. The transcript is spliced from 2 exons. The record is from RefSeq and is a predicted model, not a curated record. Lineage: Eukaryota; Metazoa; Arthropoda; Insecta; Diptera; Drosophilidae.
AAACAAUUAAUAUUUGGAUAUGAGAACAAAUUUUUAAGACCACUCCAUCUAUUAGCUUUUUUAACGGAGUUUUUGUCACCCAGUAGUUUCACUCAUCCCUAAGAAUCUACCGAUGCCAUUGACCAGCAAUGGGUCAUCGUUACCAUCAAGAGUGUCAUCACUAUUAUUGAAACCCUUCUGUCCAGGCGUGCAAAAAACAACAUUUAAGCCCGAAAAGCAAGGAAAUUGCCGUUCUGUGGCGGGAUUCCAAUAGCAUGCAUGGACACUAGGACUAGCCACCUCCAGCCAAAGCGCAAUGACGGAGAAUACAGAGAAAGCGGCGGGGGUGGAGCCGCCGCAACUGGCGGAUUCUCAACCAAAUCCUCCGGAACAGGAGACAAUUAAGGUGAAGAGCGAGCAACCGGACGCGGAAGUGGAGGCGAAGCUCCGGGCCCUGAAUGCCAAGUUCAAGGCGGACGCAAUGGCCCCGCGAGAGAAGAGCAACAGCAAUGAUCUGCGCAACGAAACGGAUGACAGCGAGAGUUCCAUCUCGACGGAGGACAAGAAGGCGAUUGAGCCGGUGAAGUCCUCCAACGAGAUCCUGGCAGAGCUAUUCGGCGUGUUUAAUGCCGCUCCUCCAGAGGAACUAUUAGACGACAAAAAUCUGCUUAAGAAAAAAAAGAAGGUCAAGAAGGAGAAGAAGGAUAAGAAGGAAAAGAAGGCCAAAAGGAAGAAGCCCUCCAGGUCGGAUGGCGAAUGCAGCGACUCUGAGGCGGAGGGCAAGCACAAGCACAAGCGGAAGAAGCACAAGCACAAACACAAAGAAGGCAAAGACAAGGAUCGGGAUAGGGACAAAUCGAAGGAGAAGGUUGUACCAGCAGUUGUUCCCGCUGAGAAGGAGAAAGAAAAGUCUGAGAACAGGAAGCGGAUCGCUGUGGAUUCUAUUAAUCAGGCGGAUUCCCAUCCUAUCAAGCGGGAACGGCAUGAAAGGGACAAGGAACGCGAUCGGGACAGAGAAAGGGAGCGUGAAAAGGAGCAUGUCCGCUCCCACAACAGCUUUUACAAUGGCCACCGGGAAUCGGAUCGCUCGAGAGGAUCGGAAACUACCAGGACCAAGUCACGGCAGGCGCGCGACCUCUCCGAUGUCUCGCUCUCCGACGAGGAGUCCUACCUUCGUGAAAAGGCUUCAAAUGGCCGGCGGCGACUCCACAACAGCUUUUACGAUGGCAAGGAGGACCCCAAGGAUUCACCCAAGCGAAACGAGCGCGUAUCUAACUCCCGAAAUAGUCGUAGGUCAAGAUCACGCUCCCACGAGCUUGUGAUCGACAAGAAGCGUCUGCUGGAGAUCGCGCGCAAGAACGCCAUCACAAUGUUCAAGCGAGGAACUCUGCCUGGCGUGGCCGACAUGACGCCGGAGAUCAAAGACAAGGUGCUGGUCAAGAUGCGCUACGGUGGACGCACUGUUCAAGAUUUGACCGACUUCUGUAAGAAGAUCUCCAACGGCGAUGGACUGUCAGAUCUAAGCUCCGAUGAAGAUUCCGAUGUGGACAAAAAUGGCAAUGCUAAGGCUUUUCAUCAUCCCUUUCAGCUGAAGGAGAGAGAGCCUAUUGUGAUGCAUAUAAGAAACUCCACGGCGCUGGUUCCAGCACAGCCCCGGCAGGACGACCAAACGAAGGCCAUAACCAUGCAAUUUCCGGUGUCCUCGGGGCAGACCCAUCGCAUGAACGAGGUGUGGGUGCCGGUGGAGCGCAAAGAUUCGCUGGUGCCACUGCCAUCUCUACCGCCGGCCAAGCAGGCAACAAAUAUGUUCAAGGAAACACCGAAGAACGUCUUCGCCAAGUCGAUGCCUUCGCAGGAGCAGCAAGAGCCCGCCUUCAAGUCGUUGGAGGGAGUGCCUGUAGUUCCUGCUGCAGCUGUAGCCCCAACUCCCGCUGUUCCUCAACCCGUGCCUCCGCCCCUAUUAAAUGCGAAAGUUCCUGCUCCUCCGAUCGCCGCUACUCCCUUUGUUCCGGAGGUGCCCAUCCCAUCGAUGUCUCCAGUGUCGCCAGCGCAAAGUUCCUCCAUUUUUCCGGAGGUGACGUCGCCUUCCAUGGAUGUCUCUAGCAUAAUCACCCAGCGACUUAGUGCCAUUCGCCGCCUGCAGGACAACCCGGGGGACUCUGAGGCUCUGAAAAUGAUGUACAACGCGCAGCGCAACAUGUCGUCGUGGGCCAACUCAAAGCAUCUGCCCGGACAAUUCACAGGCAGCACGGGUGCCCAGGUGAUGAAGGCUCACGAGCUCAAUAGCGGUCCCCAGCUGUGGGUGCGCAAGGACCAAAUGACCUCCACUAAGCCGGUCACCGGUGGCAUGGGAAUGGCUCUGCUGCAGAAGAUGGGCUGGAAACCGGGAGAGGGACUGGGCAGAUGUAAAACCGGAUCCCUGCAGCCACUUCUGCUGGAUGUCAAGCUGGACAAGCGCGGCCUGGUGUCGCGCGAGGACCUGAAACCGCCGCCAGCACGACAGUCAGCCGCCCAACGGAGGAACAAAAACGCAUCCGGACCUGUUGGAGGCUGUGGAACUGCAGGACCGGGUCCAGGAUCGGGACCAGGUCAGGGAGCGGGGACAGGAACGCCACUAGUCACCCAGGACAAGCAUCCCGUGUGCGUGCUCAACGAAAUGGCCUCCAAGAACAAGUGGACGCCGCCACAGUACAAUCUUCGCCAGGACAUCGGUCCUGCCCACAACCGCUCCUUCCUUUUCAGCGUAGAGAUCAACGGACAGACUUACACGCCGGAUCGAGGAUGCAAUAACAAAAAGGAAGCUAAGCUGAACGCGGCCACGUUAUGUUUGCGAGCUUUAGGCAUCCUUCCGCCCAGUUAGUAGCGGGGCCUAGGGCUAGGAUAAUUUCUAGAUAGUAAGUAAACUAGCGUCCCGAAUCUGUACAUAAAAGUAGUGUUAAACCUCA